Messenger RNA from Diospyros lotus (date-plum), 1773 nucleotides. RefSeq names its product E3 ubiquitin-protein ligase RMA3-like. Gene Ontology annotation, molecular function: ubiquitin protein ligase activity; ubiquitin-like protein conjugating enzyme binding; metal ion binding. Lineage: Eukaryota; Viridiplantae; Streptophyta; Magnoliopsida; Ericales; Ebenaceae. The transcript has 3 exons. Bases 644 to 1447 code for a protein of 267 amino acids. The record is from RefSeq and is a predicted model, not a curated record. Gene Ontology annotation, biological process: ubiquitin-dependent protein catabolic process. Gene Ontology annotation, cellular component: endoplasmic reticulum.
AGACGGCGAGGGGAGGAGGCGGCGGCGAGGUUCACGAAAGGGGAUUAGCAACGGCCGCCAAAGCGCGUGACGAAGACUCCACGUGACGUGCCAAGCACUGACGGGUCCAGCCGGAUAAAGUAGUCACAGCUCCGCCUCUCUCCUCCAUUCACUCUCCACCGCACCCCCCCCCCCCCCCCCCUCUCUCUCUCUCUCUCUCUCUCCAAUCCCAAUCGCCAUCAAAGCUUCGAUCCAGAGACGCCAGUCUGUCUUUGAUUUCCGUUUUGCAUUUUCUCCUUUUACUUUCUGUAUUCGUUAUAUGUCGUCUUCUUCUCCGUGGUAAAGGCAUCGAUCCGACACUCACUGCCAUUCGCCUUUUCUCCGUGCAUUGCUUCUUCGUGGAUCUCUGAUUCGAGAAAGAUUCCUCGUCUUUCUUUGAUAAGAUUGCUUAAGAUCUGAUUUCGUCAAACUAUGUUGCUAGUCGUGUUGGUUUCCGUAUAUAAACCUGGGAGAAAAUUUGGGCCGGCAAGGAACACUUAGGGCUGAAUCGUUUUUGGCAAUUACUCGUUACUUGGUAACAAUAGGCACCUUCAAUUUGCAAUGGCCAGCUCUUCCUUCCUGGUCAGGUAUUCUCAAAAUUGAGAAGCCACCAUUCAUAGAUUUGAUGGCAUAUGAACAAGAAAUUCACGAACACAUAGCACAAUUUGAAUCCAAUGGAGAGGUAGCAUUAAAGCAAAAGUGGAAGCCAGUUUCAGCUCCAAAAACAGCUUCAGAAAAUGCCAGUGGCUGCUUUGAUUGCAAUAUUUGCUUAGAUUCGGCAGUUGACCCUGUAGUCACUCUAUGCGGUCACCUAUACUGCUGGCCUUGCAUUUACAAGUGGCUCCAUGUGCAAAGCUCCUCGGACGAAUCAGAUGAGGAGCCCAAGUGCCCUGUCUGCAAGGCUAAUAUUUCUGAGACAUCAUUGGUCCCAUUAUAUGGGCGGGGAUCAUCACCAUCAGAAUCUGAUGCCAGGAGGCCCCAACUUGAUCUGAUCGUUCCUCACAGACCACCUGCUCAUGGAUCGCAUACCCUGCUGACUCGUGGAACCUCAGUGGCUUCCCAUCCGAACCACCAGCAGUUUCAUUCUCACCCUUUCCACCAGGCACAUCCUCAGCCAUUUCAUCACCAACAAUACUUCCCUCACCCUUAUGGUAACUAUGAUUCCACGUCACCUUCCAACUUUAGCAGCACAGCGAUGGCCAGCAGCAUCUUCAGCCCAACAGUCGGCAUGUUUGGAGAGAUGAUCUUUGCAAGGAUCUUUGGCAGCUUGGAUGCAAGUUUAUUUCCAUAUCAUUACUCAAACGCAUACCCUCUGACGGGGAAUGGGAGCCCGAGGAUGAGAAGGCAGGAGAUGCAGGUGGAGAAGUCUCUCAGCAGGGUAUCCAUCUUCCUGUUCUGUUGCUUUGUCUUGUGCCUUCUCUUGUUCUGAGUGUCCUGCCUUUGCUUGCACCACCUGUAUAGCUGUAACAACACCGGAUUAGCAACACAUAAAUAUGUAUACUACAUACUAAAACUGAGAUUCUUUGGGGGGGGUGUGGUUUGGAGAUGUCUCUUCUUCUGAGAUGAUUUUUGUCUCCCCUGUAAGAUAUUUCCACUAAAUUAUGAUUAAGCUUCUGCUUCUGUUGAUCACAUUGACUGGUUGACUCUUCUUCUGCAUCUUUCAUCUGGAUGUAGAAGGAAUGAGCACUUGGACUGUAGCUGUUUUACAAUUAAUUAAUGUGAUUAUGUGAAGGCAAGGCUUUUGUUUCAGUAUUA